Penicillium angulare is the source of this 1539-nucleotide messenger RNA. RefSeq lists its product as uncharacterized. The transcript is spliced from 4 exons. The coding region runs from base 1 to 1539 and encodes 512 amino acids. NCBI's taxonomy places the organism in Eukaryota, Fungi, Ascomycota, Eurotiomycetes, Eurotiales, Aspergillaceae. Gene Ontology annotation, cellular component: fungal-type vacuole membrane; plasma membrane. Gene Ontology annotation, molecular function: transmembrane transporter activity. Gene Ontology annotation, biological process: transmembrane transport. The record is from RefSeq and is a predicted model, not a curated record.
AUGACUCCGGAAGAUAUCGAGAAAGCCCAUGGUUCCACUUCCCUGCACAGUGUCAGCCAAUCCGAGCUCGAAAGCACCCCUACAAAAGAGAGCCACGAACCUAUUUUUGAAUCUAAGCCUCGAUCAAAGAUCUUAAGAUGGUUUCAGGGAUUCAAAGGCGUGGAGUCACGCGGGAUUGAGCGAGUACCAAUUGAAGAGCGAGAACCGGUCACAUCAUCUACCACUUUACAUAUGCUACUCAUGUGGUUUAGUAUGACAUUGGCUACAAACAACAUCAUUGUUGGAUCUAUGGGGACUUUGGUCCUUGGUCUCAGCUUCAAAGAUGCAGCUCUUUGUGGGGUUCUGGGGAUUUUUUUGGGAACAGCGAUUGUUGGGUAUAUGAGUAGUUGGGGCCCACUGAGUGGGAAUCGAACCUUGAUUGUGACGCGCUAUUUUAUGGGCUAUUAUCCAAGCAAGAUCUGCUGCGGACUAAAUAUCUUUACCAAUCUAGGUUACAGUAUGGUCAACAGUGUUGUUGGUGGUCAAAUAUUGUCCAAGGUUUCUGGUGGACAUAUUUCUGUGCUGGUAGGAAUAGUGGUUGUUGCAUUGAGCAGCUGGGCUAUGGCUAUGUUUGGCAUGAAAAUCUUCCAGAUUUAUGAACGAUUUGCAUGGCUUCCGCAGUUGAUGGUACUAUGUAUCAUGCUGGGCUCAGCCGGACCUCAUUUCGAUUUCAACGUCCACACUACAUCUUCUCAAUUGGAAUUGAACGCGAAAAGAAUCAGCUUCGUUUCCCUUUGCUUGUCGAUCGGUCUGGCCUGGGCUCCUCUGGCAGCGGAUUACUACGUCUACUACCCGCCCCACGUCAAGCGCUGGAAGACCUUCACCGUGACAAUGCUCGGAUGUCUCCAAGCAAUGUCCCUGACAAUCGUAUUGGGUGUUGGACUCGGAACAGUCCUAGCUAGCUCACCUGCCUACGUUGCUAAGUACGGAAGUGACCCCGGUGGUCUGUUGAUGACGGCAUAUGAUUCACUGGGAGGGUUUGGGAAAUUUUGCGCAGUGAUCAACGUUUUUGCGCUGAUUGCGAACAACACUCCCGGUACUUAUUCUAUGGGUAUGAACUUCCAAAUGCUUGGUGGGUUCUUCCAGCGAGCACCACGUGCUAUCUUCACCACCCUCAGCACCGUGAUCUAUACUGGCUGUGCGAUGGGCGGUCGCAACUCCUUGUAUGAAGUUUUCAAGGGAUUCUUGCCUCUGAUUGGAUACUGGGUUAUCAUUUGGUUUGUGAUUGUUGUUCAGGAGCAUGCAUUCUUCCGGAGAAUGAAAGGAUAUGACUGGACAGCCUGGGAUAACCCCCAGCACCUGCCCAUGGGGAUUGCAGCUGGAACCGCUUUUUUGAUCGGUUGGGUCGGCGCCAUUCUGGGAAUGGAUCAAAAUUACUACGCUGGAGUGAUCGCUCAAAUUGCGGGUGGAUCGGAUCUAGGCCUGUGGAUCGGGGCUGGAUUCACCGCUGUGGCCUUUCCACCUUUGAGGGUUCUCGAGCUAUGGUUCUUCAAGCGUUAG